Molecule: messenger RNA, 3469 nt
Organism: Ornithorhynchus anatinus (platypus)
Lineage: Eukaryota; Metazoa; Chordata; Mammalia; Monotremata; Ornithorhynchidae
Gene: GRIN1
Product: glutamate ionotropic receptor NMDA type subunit 1
Exons: 22
Coding region: 533-3412 (959 amino acids)
Biological process (GO): regulation of membrane potential; monoatomic ion transport; ionotropic glutamate receptor signaling pathway
Cellular component (GO): plasma membrane; NMDA selective glutamate receptor complex; neuron projection
Molecular function (GO): NMDA glutamate receptor activity
Source: RefSeq, a predicted model, not a curated record
GUGCACACCAGGUGCCUUGCACGGCCGCGUUCACCUCCACCCACUCCCACCUCGCUCCUGGACCACCCGCAUCCUCCCAGCUCUCUCCUCCCUCCCCUCCCCAACCUGCGCCCCCCACCAAAUUGCAACGCGAUUCGGUGCCGUCCCCAUCCUCAGACUCGGGAGUGAGGGGCAGCGGAGGCGGUGGCUCCAGCCUGCUUUCGUCUCCCGCAAUCCCACUCGGCUCCCGCACCGCCCUUCGUCUCCCCGGACCCCCCCGCCCAUCCCCAGAAGGGUCCUGCCUCAGAACCUCGGACAGCACUGGGAGGAAAAGAGAAGACGCCGGCGGACACCAGGAGAGAGAAUUGGCCGGAGGACCCCCAGUAGACGCCCCGCGGGCCACCCCCGCCCACGGAGACCACUCUUAAUUCCCCUCGAUCGUAUCUCCUGAGCCCUCGCUGGGUGCGAAGCCCCGCGCUAAGCGCUCAUGUCCGGGCUGACCGCCCGACCGGGCCGCUGAGCCCCAGGAGUCGGAGCCGGGCCCCCGGGGCCCAUGCCCACCAUGCCCCUGCUGCCGCUCGCCCUGCUCUUCUCCUGCUCCUUCGCCCGGGCUGCCUGUGACCCCAAGAUCGUCAACAUCGGGGCCGUGCUGAGCACCAGGAAGCACGAGCAGCUGUUCCGGGAGGCCGUGAACCAGGCCAACAAGCGACACGGCGCCUGGAAGAUCCAGCUGAACGCCACCUCCGUCACCCACAAGCCCAACGCCAUCCAGAUGGCCCUGUCCGUGUGCGAGGACCUCAUCUCCAGCCAGGUCUACGCCAUCUUAGUCAGCCACCCACCGGCUCCCAACGACCACCUGACGCCAACCCCGGUUUCCUACACGGCCGGCUUCUAUAGGAUCCCCGUGCUGGGACUGACCACGCGGAUGUCCAUCUACUCCGACAAGAGCAUCCACCUGAGCUUCCUCCGCACGGUGCCCCCGUACUCCCACCAGUCGAGCGUCUGGUUCGAGAUGAUGCGCGUCUACAACUGGAAUCACGUCAUCCUCCUGGUCAGCGAUGACCACGAGGGCAGGGCCUCCCAGAAGAAGCUGGAGACCCUCCUGGAGGAACGCGAGUCUAAGAGUAAAAAAAGGAACUAUGAAAACCUCGGCCAACUUUCCCAUGACAACAAGCGAGGACCCAAGGCCGAAAAGGUGCUGCAGUUUGACCCCGGGACCAAGAACGUGACGGCUUUGCUGAUGGAGGCUCGGGAGCUGGAGGCCAGGGUCAUCAUCCUCUCUGCCAGCGAGGAUGACGCCGCCACCGUGUACCGAGCGGCCGCGAUGCUCAACAUGACGGGCUCCGGAUACGUGUGGCUGGUGGGCGAGCGGGAGAUUUCGGGGAACGCCCUGCGCUACGCCCCCGAUGGAAUCAUCGGCCUGCAGCUGAUCAACGGCAAGAACGAGUCGGCCCACAUCAGCGACGCCGUCGGGGUGGUGGCCCAGGCCGUGCACGAACUCUUCGAGAAGGAGAACAUCACCGACCCGCCCCGGGGCUGCGUGGGUAACACCAAUAUCUGGAAGACGGGACCCCUCUUCAAGAGGGUGUUGAUGUCAUCCAAGUACGCAGAGGGUGUGACAGGGCGGGUCGAGUUCAACGAGGACGGAGACAGGAAAUAUGCCAACUACAGCAUCAUGAACCUGCAAAACCGCAAGCUGGUGCAAGUGGGAAUCUUCAACGGGAGCCAUGUCCUGCCUAAUGAUCGGAAGAUCAUCUGGCCCGGCGGGGAGACGGAGAAGCCUCGGGGCUAUCAGAUGUCCACCAGGCUGAAGAUCGUCACCAUCCACCAGGAGCCGUUUGUGUAUGUGAAGCCCACCCAGGGGGACGGGACCUGCAAGGAGGAGACCACCGUCAACGGUGACCCCAUCAAGAAGGUCAUCUGCACCGGCCCCAAUGAGACCACCUAUGGAAGCAGUCGACAUACGGUGCCCCAGUGCUGCUAUGGCUUCUGUGUUGACCUCCUCAUCAAGCUGGCCCGGACCAUGAACUUCACCUAUGAGGUCCAUCUGGUAGCCGACGGCAAGUUCGGCACCCAGGAACGGGUGAACAACAGCAACAAGAAGGAGUGGAACGGCAUGAUGGGAGAGCUGCUGAGCGGUCAGGCGGACAUGAUCGUGGCCCCGCUGACCAUCAAUAACGAGCGGGCCCAGUACAUCGAGUUCUCCAAGCCUUUCAAAUACCAAGGGCUGACCAUCCUGGUCAAGAAGGAGAUCCCCCGCAGUACCCUGGACUCGUUCAUGCAGCCGUUCCAGAGCACGCUGUGGUUGCUGGUCGGCCUGUCGGUCCACGUGGUGGCUGUCAUGCUCUACCUGCUGGACCGCUUCAGUCCAUUCGGGCGGUUCAAAGUGAACAGCGAGGAGGAGGAGGAAGACGCGUUGACCUUAUCCUCCGCUAUGUGGUUCUCGUGGGGUGUCCUGCUCAACUCUGGCAUCGGGGAAGGUGCCCCCCGGAGCUUCUCCGCCCGCAUCCUGGGCAUGGUGUGGGCUGGCUUUGCUAUGAUCAUCGUCGCCUCGUACACUGCCAACCUGGCUGCUUUCCUGGUGUUGGACCGGCCAGAGGAGCGGAUCACAGGCAUCAACGAUCCCCGGCUCCGCAAUCCGUCCGACAAGUUCAUCUACGCCACGGUGAAGCAGAGCUCGGUGGACAUCUACUUCCGGAGGCAGGUGGAGCUGAGCACCAUGUAUCGACACAUGGAGAAACACAACUACGAGAGCGCCGCCGAGGCCAUCCAGGCCGUCCGCGACAACAAGCUCCACGCGUUCAUCUGGGAUUCGGCGGUGCUGGAGUUCGAGGCGUCUCAGAAGUGUGACCUGGUGACCACCGGCGAACUCUUCUUCCGCUCCGGCUUUGGCAUCGGCAUGCGCAAGGACAGCCCCUGGAAGCAGAACGUCUCCCUGGCCAUCCUGAAGUCCCACGAGAAUGGCUUCAUGGAGGACCUGGACAAGACCUGGGUCCGGUACCAAGAGUGCGAUUCCCGAAGCAACGCCCCAGCGACACUGACCUUUGAGAACAUGGCCGGAGUGUUCAUGCUUGUGGCCGGAGGGAUCGUGGCCGGGAUAUUUCUGAUUUUCAUCGAGAUCGCCUACAAGCGGCACAAGGAUGCUCGCAGGAAGCAGAUGCAGUUAGCAUUCGCGGCCGUGAACGUCUGGAGGAAGAACCUGCAGGAUAGAAAAAGUGGUAGAGCAGAACCCGACCCUAAAAAGAAAGCCACAUUUAGGUCCAUCACAUCUUCUCUGGCUUCCAGCUUCAAGAGGCGUAGGUCUUCCAAAGACACGAGUACCGGGGGUGGACGCGGCGCUUUGCAAAACCAAAAAGACACGGUGCUGCCGCGAAGAGCUAUUGAGAGGGAGGAGGGAGAGUUCAAGAUGUGUUCCCGCCAUAGGGAGAGCUGAGACGCCCACCUCUGCCCACCUCUGCCCACCUCUGCCCACCGCCUCUGCCCGCCCCCC